UUCAACUUACUCAGAACAUGUCAGGUCGUGGUAAAACCGGGGCGAAAGUCAGGGCCAAGUCAAAGACCAGAUCUUCCAGGGCAGGCUUGCAGUUCCCGGUGGGUCGUGUCCACAGGCUGCUGCGGAAAGGCCAUUACGGGAAGCGCAUCGGUGCCGGCGCCCCCGUCUACUUGGCGGCGGUGUUGGAGUACCUGACCGCCGAGAUCUUGGAGUUGGCGGGAAACGCAGCCCGCGACAACAAGAAGACCAGGAUCAUCCCCCGCCACCUCCAGCUGGCUGUCCGCAACGACGAGGAGCUCAACAAGCUUCUUGGCCGAGUUACCAUCGCCCAGGGCGGCGUCUUGCCCAACAUCCAGGCUGUUCUUCUGCCGAAGAAGGCUGAGAGGGCUGCUAAGAAUGGUUUAAAAUACAAAUCCAACAUGUCAGGUCGUGGUAAAACCGGGGCGAAAGUCAGAGCCAAGGCAAAGACCAGAUCCUCCAGGGCAGGCUUGCAGUUCCCAGUGGGUCGUGUCCACAGGCUGCUGCGGAAAGGCCAUUACGGGAAGCGCAUCGGUGCCGGCGCCCCCGUCUACUUGGCGGCGGUGUUGGAGUACCUGACCGCCGAGAUCUUGGAGUUGGCGGGAAACGCAGCCCGCGACAACAAGAAGACCAGGAUCAUCCCCCGCCACCUCCAGCUGGCUGUCCGCAACGACGAGGAGCUCAACAAGCUUCUUGGUCGAGUUACCAUCGCCCAGGGCGGCGUCUUGCCCAACAUCCAGGCUGUUCUUCUGCCGAAGAAGGCUGAGAGGGCUGCUAAGAAGUAA
Messenger RNA from Entelurus aequoreus (snake pipefish), 803 nucleotides. RefSeq lists its product as uncharacterized. The record is from RefSeq and is a predicted model, not a curated record. Gene Ontology annotation, molecular function: structural constituent of chromatin; protein heterodimerization activity; DNA binding. Bases 18 to 803 code for a protein of 261 amino acids. Gene Ontology annotation, cellular component: nucleosome. Lineage: Eukaryota; Metazoa; Chordata; Actinopteri; Syngnathiformes; Syngnathidae. The transcript has 3 exons.